Molecule: messenger RNA, 1800 nt
Organism: Hypoxylon fragiforme
Lineage: Eukaryota; Fungi; Ascomycota; Sordariomycetes; Xylariales; Hypoxylaceae
Exons: 1
Coding region: 373-1389 (338 amino acids)
Source: RefSeq, a predicted model, not a curated record
GGACUGUGAAUUCUAUGUUUGGAGCCAAACUAAGUCAACUACGUUGAGAAAGAAAAAAUAGUAAAAAAAGAAAACAAUAUAGAAAACCGUAGUCGUUUGAGGUCUCCUCAUCCAAACCAAUUGUGAGAUGCUGCGAUGAAUAAUACCUAUGUAGAACAAACAGCGAAUUCACCAAAUACAUGAGAUUGCAAACGCACCACCCAGGAGGGUAUCACAUGGACCUUUGCCCUACGUGACCAUCUAUAAAUUACCUGACUUUGUUGUGCCUUAACACCAGCCAAGGUUAGUUGCUCGGUAAACCACGACGCUACAUAGAAACAAGCAGAUCACGCCUCUUCUUGUUGUUGUUCUUCUACUACUGCUGCUGUUACCAUGGCACUGGAAACCACGGAAAUAGACACCCCACCCAACUGGGGUGUCAUUGAGUUUAUCCCAUCCGCCGGUCACACCAGCGUCCAACUGAUAAUUAUUUAUCGAGGCACACGACUCCACAUCUACCUAUUUGAAGAAGCCUUUUUCGAGUCACCCCAGCUGAGAGAGAAGUAUCUGUUGUACGUUAAAGAAUACUCAGAUGAAAAGGUAGAUAGGAGCUUCUGGAACUGGAUCGUGGAGCCCUUCUACCCCCUGCUCCGUAACUUCCCAUCUCCAGCGCCAUCCAAGAUACCAACUCUUAAAGAUUACGUUUACGCCGAGACAUUGACCUACAUGGUUGGAGGAACAGCUUCGGGGGAGCGGGUCCCAUAUCAUACUCCCCAGAAACAGCAUACCCAGCAUAUCAAGUAUGACGUUCGCCUUCCCGACGAGCUUUGCGAGCCCUGGCCACGCUUCCACCCAUCCGAAAUCAAGAUAUGCGCCAACAACCUUGAGGCAGCACUCUCUAGUGUGCCUAAAAAGGUGCAGCUGGUAAACGGGUCAGAAGUCUUCUUCCUCAAGCUCAUUCACUAUGAAUAUCAGGAUAGAGAGUUCAGGAACUAUAAGAUGAUUGCCGACGCGGGGCUGGACAGAGAGGAGGACUUGCGGAUAUCGCAUCUCGAGGGCUUCGUACAAGAUGAGCGCGGCGUUCUGUUAGGGCUCUUGUUUCCGUACAUCAAUGGCAGGAAUAUGACCUUGAUGAGUGCCACAGAGCCAUAUGCAUCGCCCGAUUUACGCCGACGAUGGGCAGACCAGGUUACGUCCACAGUGAAACGCCUUCACGCGGCUGGCGCUGUCUGGGGCGAUGCGAGGGCGAGCAAUGUACUGAUCGACGCUGAUUACAACGCCUGGGUGACCGGCUUUGACGUAUAUUGCACGGAGGGAUUGGUAGACGACGAGUUGGCUGGCACGGUGGAAGGUGACUUGCAGGGCUUGGCUAAGAUAAUGGAGCACCUGGGCAAACGGGACCAGUCAUAGUCCCUUGCAGGUCUAACACCGCAUCAACCAUGAUGAAUUUUCCGCAAGUUAUAUCGGGUAGGCCUGGGCCAGGCAAUAAGAGUGUUGAGUGGCUGUAUUCUGAAGUGGAAAUAGGGAGCCAUGAGUAGUCUGCUUAGACAUUAUCAUCUAUGGUGAAAUGGUUAUCAAAGCAGUGACACUUGGGUGAGCGGGAUGGCAACACUAAGACCUUACCGGGACGUCAAGCUUGCAGAGGUCGUUGAUGUGUUGAAACAGUUUUAUGUGAAGUGAAUAUCAAAAGGCCAUGAACGUGAUACGUCUUUGGCGGGGGAUUAAACUCUGAGCUUUGAACUUUUAACUUUCAACUUUCAACUUUGAAGGGUUACAAAGGUUAUAAUUUAGGUUAGAGUUACAUAUGUGCUUCAUCCAUCC